This is a messenger RNA of Protopolystoma xenopodis, 498 nucleotides long. The record is from the annotation of a GenBank genome assembly. NCBI's taxonomy places the organism in Eukaryota, Metazoa, Platyhelminthes, Monogenea, Polystomatidea, Polystomatidae.
AUGGAAAUAAAUCGUACUUACCCUCUGUACAGUGAGCGGAGUCCCGGUGCCGAGUCCGCCCUGAAGUCGGAAUCCCCAGGGUUGUUCGUACCCGUAUCGCAUCAAUUUUACGUCUGCCUCCAUCACCCCACCUUUGCUCAUGCCGUCCUGGUAGCGAAUUCCGUGGAAUUCACCCAUUGGGCACAAAUGAAGACAAUACUCCCGAGAAGAGAUGAACUGAACUGGGCACUGCUGAGGCAAUGCGGAUGGGCCGAAGAGGCACGGACGAAACGGUCAAGAAGCGGCUGGGAGCAGAGUCGACUGACUCAGAUCGCUCCUGCCUCGAGGGGACUCAUGCGAAUCUGGACCGGACAGAAGAUGGCAAAUCCUGCGAACUCGACGGGUCCAAGAAGCACGGCGCACAACUGGCCGACUUCAAGCAGGAUCAACGAAGCAAACGGGCCGUCGGAGCGAUGGGAAUACUGGCGUGUAUUGUGUGCUAGAAAGCCUUUGAGAUGA